Molecule: messenger RNA, 2771 nt
Organism: Cladocopium goreaui
Lineage: Eukaryota; Dinophyceae; Suessiales; Symbiodiniaceae
Source: the annotation of a GenBank genome assembly
UCUCCAGCGUUCCGCAGUGCAACACGACAUGGAUGCUCCUGGAACCUUUGAACCAGGUCGUUUGAGCUUCUGGGAGCUUCAUGAGAAGCUGGGGCAAUGCUAUAAGGCGUUGUGUUGGGAAUAUGCUUCCCUGAAACGAAAAAGCACGUGUGAGCUGGAUGUCUUACAAGAGGAACCUUCAGGUGUUCCUGAAGCCAGGAGUAGUGAAGAGGAGAACUCUUUCAGGAGCGCCUCCGAGGCUGGAGGUUCUCGUUUCGAUUUUCUCUUCGAUGAGAAGCCUUCACCGCCUCGACCCACCUCCCCUCAAAUGUUCCCUCCGAGCAGCCCACCUCAAGGAGCUCCAAGGUCCAACCGCAAGAAGGUGUCCCCGGUCUUCGACACGACGCCAGAAGAGGGUGGUCGUAUAUCGACGUGGGGCUCGCGAGCCGGAUCCCAUGGUCAAGGUCUCUCCUUGGCGCAGCUGCUCAGUGGGCCGCGACAAAUGUCAUUGUCACGGAACAUCAGCGCACCAGGUGGCCCAGGUCGUCAACUCAGCGUGGAUUUCAACGAGCGGGUUCUCUCUUCGGAUAUUGGGCAACAUAUGCCUGGCAGUCCCGCCGCCGCGGUGGAACUGGCGGAACGUGCCAAGGGGAGCACGUCAGUGAGACAAUUCCUGGAAGAUCGGUAUCAGGAGGAUAGGAAAAUUGCCUUCGAAAACAUGGCGAAACUGGAGAGGGUCAUAUCGCGGAACGCGACCCUGCCUUCAGUUAAACUCGAUGCAAGUCACGCCAGUGGGAGCCAUUUGAGUCAGAAUACAGAAGAAAGCAGCAAAUUCGCAGAGUCGGAGGCAGCCGAGAACAUUUUCCAGCCUCGGCCGUGCUUCAAUUUGGUGAUGGCAUUUAAUUCGCGAGCGAGUCAGAGGAAGAUCUCUGCAGAUGGCGCCUUGCGGACUCGAGGUUCCAAAAUCAUGGAACUCAGUUUGACGACGCAGAAAUCCAUGCUGGGCUGCGAUGGAGGAAAGUUGGUGAUGACGCCGGGUGGAAUUUCUCGGGCCAUUUGGGAUGCCUUGCGGAUGAUUUGUGUCAUCAUUGAUAUCGUGGUGAUUCCACUACGCUUCUUCAACAUUCCCCUCGACUUUGAUUUGCCCGUGAAGGUCGUGAGUUUCUUCUCCUUGAUCUUCUGGACCUUGGAUAUUUUAGUGUCCUUUCGAACUGGACAUUUUGAGAAGGGCGUGCUUGUCCUUGACUCGCGGAAGAUAGCGAAGCACUACCUCAAGCGCUGGUUCCUCUUUGACCUUUGUGUCAUUGUGCUGGACUACAUCCUGCUUGGAAUGGAUGGUUUUGGCUCGCGAGAAGCGCUGCCGGAUUCCACGCAAGUGCUGCAGGUCAUCCGAAUGAUUCGAGUUGGCCGAUUACUGAAGUGGAAUCAGAUGUUUGCCUCGCUGCGAGAACGAUUCGACUCGCAAUAUUGGAUCACUCAGAUGAGCAUCGUGAACAUUAUCAUCCAGAUUUUGCUGAUGUACCACGUGGUGGCCUGCAUUUUCUUCGGCCUCGGAAAGCUGAAUGAAUCUCAAGUCAGUUGGAUCCAGACCUAUGAUCUGACGAAUGCAGAGUUCGGAUAUCAAUACACCACAACGCUGCACUGGGCUCUUUGUCAAUUAGGCAUGGGUUCAAACAUCAUCGAAGCCACGAAUCUGGUGGAGCGCUUGUUCGGUAUCGUGGUGGUUCUCUUCGCCAUCAUCACCUUCUCGUCGCUGGUGAGUUUGAUGACCUCUUUGCUGACGAGUUUGCACAACGCUCGAGAGCAAGAACUGCAUGAAUUCCGUUUGUUGCGAAGCUUUUUGGUCCGGAAUCAGAUCCCUGGGAGCCUGUCGCAGCGUGUGAAGAACUUCCUGCAGCACAGUUAUACCUUGCAGAGGGAAGUGAUCUCGGAGACGCAGGUGCCUUUGCUCAGCUUGCUGUCCAAGAACCUGCAAGGAGAAUUGCAAUUUGCAAGGUACCAGCGAUCCUUGAGCUUCUUGGUCUUCGUGGCGGAUGCCUUGUUGGCCGGUGAUAACUUGCAGCAUCGAGAAGUUGCGCAUGAAAUCGCGGCCAAUGCAGUGACCCAGACUUUCCUGGCGACCAGCGAGGUGGUGUUCUACGCUGGUAACGUGGCGGAACACGUCUUCUUGGCCACCUCAGGAGCUUUGCUCUACCUGCAAAAUCGAGGGAAGACGGUGGCAGACAUUGACACCUGGAUUUCCGAGAUGACUUUGUGGACGCCCUGGACCUUCUGUGGAGAUCUGCUCACUCAAGACCUCACCGUCUUGGUCAUGGUGGAACAGUCCAGUUUCUGUGACAUCGUCUGUAAGAGCCCUGAAACUCAGCAGAUGGCCAAGAUCUUCGCAGAGGACUACGUGGCCAACAUGAAUGCGUACGUUGUCGCUUCUGAUCUUUGGCAAUAUCCAGGUGAUGACGACAACCAAGACGAGCCCGGAAGGCAGUGGAUGACCAAUCUCUUCGGCGGGAAUCAGAAGCGCCGAAGCAGUUUGCGGAGGGCAUCAGAUCCACGGCUCUUCAUGGCGCAAGACGUGGUGCCCGGCGCCAACGGUCUGCCGGGACUGGAUUCGCAGAACCUGCAGGUCUUGCAGCAGGCGGCCAAGGAUGCGUAGGUCGUUGGUCGAACGGGCACCGGUGCUUUGAACUGGGUUCUUCACGACAACAGUGUGAGUCGGUGCUGAGUCGUCGCCUGUUGCGUUUUGCGCCAUGGCCACGCUCCAAAGGAGGUGAACGUUUUUGUUUUGUCCACUGUCU